AAGAGCAGCUGGCAGCUGUUUGCCAGGAAAGCGGGGCGGGACGGAACAGAACAGAAGGCAGCGAAGCCCUCCUCUCCGGGUGGCCGGUGACAGUGGGAAGAGGAAGAAUGAGGGGGAACCCAGCAGAGCAUUGUUGGGAGGUGCCAGAUGGAGAAAGAGGAAACAGCAGCAACAAAAACUGAAAGCAAAACAGAAGAACAGAUCAGCGUCAUCUACUUCCCAGCAGGGAAUCCAAAGAAUGAUGCAGAAGGAGACAGAAAGAAGCCUUUGCCCAGGAAGUAGGAAAGAUUUCCAUUCUGAAACGAGCUUUCAACGUCAGUGUGAAAUUCAGCCAGGGGAUAAAGCAUUUGAAUGCUUGGAGUGUGGAAAGAGUUUCAGCACAAGAGGAAAACUAAGUAGUCAUCAUAGAACUCACACUGGGGAGAAACCCUAUACAUGCUUGGAAUGUGGAAAGAGCUUCAGCGUGAAAGGAAACCUUGCUACACAUUAUAGAACCCACACUGGGGAGAAACCACAUAAAUGCUUGGAGUGUGAGAAAAGCUUCCGCUGCAGUGGAAAUCUAACUGCGCAUUAUAGAACCCACACUGGGGAGAAACCAUAUCAAUGCUUGGAGUGUGGAAAGAGGUUCAGGACAAGUGGAGAACUCACUGUGCACCAUAGAAUCCAUACUGGGGAGAAACCACAUCAAUGCUUGGAGUGUGGAAAGAGGUUCAGGACAAGUGGAGAACUCACUGUGCACCACAGAAUCCAUACUGGGGAGAAACCACAUAAAUGCUUGGAGUGUGGAAAGAGCUUCAGGACAAGUGGAGAACUCAUUGUGCACCAUAGAAUCCAUACUGGGGAGAAACCACAUAAAUGCUUAGACUGUGGAAAGAACUUUAGCACAAAAGGAAGUCUUACUAUGCAUCAUAGAAGGCACACUAGGGAGAAACCACAAACAUGCUCAUUUUGUGGACAGAACUUCAGCACAAGAGAUAAACUAACUAGUCAUCAUAGAACCCACACUGGUGAGAAAGCACAUAAAUGCUUGGAGUGUGGGAAGAGCUUCAGACGCAGUGGAAAACUUACUGCGCACUAUAGAACCCACACUGGGGAGAAACCAUAUAAAUGCUGGGAGUGCGGAAAGAGCCUCCGCACGAGUGGAAAUCUCAUUGCGCACUAUAGAACCCACACUGGGGAGAAACCACAUAAAUGCUUGGAGUGUGGAAAGAGCUUCGGGACAAGUGGAGAACUCAUUUUGCAUCAUAGAACCCACACUGGGGAGAAACCACAUAAAUGCUUGGAGUGUGGAAAGAGCUUUAGCACGAGUGGAUAUCUCACUGUGCAUCAUAGAACCCACACUGGGAAGAAACCACAUAAAUGCUUGGAGUGUGGGAUGUGCUUCAGCCAGAUUGGAAACCUAACUAGUCAUCAUAGAACCCACACUGGGGAGAAACCACAUAAAUGCUUGGAGUGUGGAAAGAGCUUCAGCCGGAGUUCACACCUUGCUAUGCAUCGUAGAACCCACACUGGGGAGAAACCUUAUAAAUGCUUGGAGUGUGGAAAUAGCUUCAGCAGGAGUGGAGAUCUCAAUGUGCACCAUAGAACCCACACUGGGGAGAAACCACAUAAAUGCUUGGAGUGUGGAAAGAGCUUCAGGACGAGUGGAGAACUCACUGUGCAUCAUAGAAGCCACACUGGGGAGACACCACAUAAAUGCUUGGAGUGUGGAAAGAGCUUUAGUACGAGUGGAAACUUAACUAGUCAUCAUAGAACCCACACUGGGGAGAAACCACAUAAAUGCUUGGAAUGUGGGAAGAGCUUCGGGACGGGGGGAAAUCUAACUCGUCAUCAUAGAACCCACCAUGCAGUCAACCCAUCUCUCUAUACCUCUAAUGAUCAAAUCACCCACUACAAGGAGGCCCCACCACCCGAAGGAGUAUCCCUUGUGCGAGAGGAUAUGGGUUCAUCAUCCAUGGAAGGGGUCCCUUCUAAAGAAGCAUUUACCUCUUCAUCAGACCGAUGUUCUCCUUGCCCGAGACCUCCAUUCUUCCUGACAACAGAGGAGCUGUCAGCCUUGGAGUGGGAUGCCUCUACCACGUCCGUGAAGCCGGUGACAGUUGGAAGAGGAAGAAUGAGGGGGAACCCAGCGGAGCAUUGUUGGGAGGUGCCAGAUGGAGAAAGAGGAAACAGCAGCGACAAAACCGAGAGAAAAACGGAGGAACAGAAAUGGAUCAUCUGCUUCCCAGCAGGGAAUCCAAAGAAUGAUGCAGAAGGAGACAGAAAGAAAGCUUUGAACUGGAAUUGGGAAAGGUUUCCAUUAUGAAAUGAGCUUUCAACCUCAGUGCGAAAUUCAGCCUGGGGAUAAAGCGUUUGAAUGCUUGGAGUGUGGAAAGAGUUUCAGAACAAGAGGAAAACUAACUAGCCAUCAUAGAACCCACACUGGGGAGAAACUCUAUACAUGCUUGGAAUGUGGAAAGAGCUUCAGCCUGAAAGAAAACCUUGCUACACAUUAUAGAACCCAUAAUGGGGAGAAACCACAUAAAUGCUUGGAGUGUGGGAAGAACUUCAGGACUAGUGGAGAUCUCAAUGUGCAUUACAGAACGCACACUGGGGAGAAACCACAUAAAUGCUUGGACUGUGGGAAAAGUUUCAGCUCCAGUGGAAAUCUUGCUGUGCAUCACAGAACGCACACUGGGAAGAAACCACAUAAAUGCUUGGAGUGUGGAAAGAGCUUCAAUACGAGGGCAGACCUUACUACUCACCAACAAACUCAUUCAGGGUAGAAACCAUAUACAUGUUUGGCACUUGUAAAGAGCUUCAUUCUUAGGGCUAAGCUUCCUUCAGCAGUGUUUAUAGAUCUGUUUUUUUGUCUGUUAUUAAUCAAUGUGUAUAUUUGGUUCAAACAGAUUGAUGUAUCUUAGUGUUUCAUGGCAUCUGCUUUCUUUUCAUUGUCUCUGAAUACACUUCUGCACUCA
Molecule: messenger RNA, 2957 nt
Organism: Hemicordylus capensis (graceful crag lizard)
Lineage: Eukaryota; Metazoa; Chordata; Lepidosauria; Squamata; Cordylidae
Product: zinc finger protein 345-like
Exons: 3
Coding region: 239-2305 (688 amino acids)
Biological process (GO): regulation of transcription by RNA polymerase II
Cellular component (GO): nucleus
Molecular function (GO): DNA-binding transcription activator activity, RNA polymerase II-specific; RNA polymerase II cis-regulatory region sequence-specific DNA binding
Source: RefSeq, a predicted model, not a curated record